CGUCGUUGACCGCGUCGUCGCAUCCACACAACACACACACUGUCGUCCAUUCGCCCCCUCCGCACACUCGCACGCGCAUACAGCAGCAGCAUGUCGCACGUCUCGCCCCUUGUUGUUGACCGUCCCCUCGUCAUCUGCGGCCCCUCGGGCACGGGCAAGUCGACGCUCCUCAAGGCCCUCUUCGCCAAGUACCCCGGCGAGUUUGGCUUCUCCGUCUCGCACACGACGCGUAACCCCCGCGCGGGCGAGGAGAACGGACGCGAGUACCACUUUGUCACGCGCGACGAGUUCAAGGCGCGUGUCGACAACAACGAGUUCUUGGAGUGGGCCGAGUUUGGCGGUAACUGCUACGGCACGACCUUCGCCGCGCUCCGCGGCCUCGCGCCCAAGCGCUGCAUCCUCGACAUCGAUCUGCAGGGCGUCAAGCAGCUGCACGUCGCCGGCCCUCAGCAGGCGCCGCCCCUCGAGCCCGUCUUCCUCUUCCUCAGCCCCCCGUCCGUCGGCCACCUCAAGGACCGCCUCGCCGGCCGCGGCACCGAGACCGAGGAGAGCACGCGCAAGCGCCUCGCGGCCGCCAAGGCUGAGAUCGAGCACGCCCUCACCGGCGCCCACGACAUUGUGAUCGUCAACGACGACGUCGAGCGUGCCGGCGCCCUCCUUGAGGCGGUCGCACUCGGCACUGACGGCUGGGACAAGGUCGGCGACGACCUCCCCGAGCUCAAGGUCCACGAGCUCUAGGCGACGCGCUUUGUGCUGGUUGUGGUGCUUCGACUCUUGGAUCGAGCAUCCUGCCACGUGCGUGCGAGCAAGCGAGCGAGCUCCCUCUCCUGCCCCAUCUUCAAAAUAAUCCUGCACCGCAGAUAUCAUACAUGCAAUGCAUUAGACGUA
Molecule: messenger RNA, 888 nt
Organism: Vanrija pseudolonga
Lineage: Eukaryota; Fungi; Basidiomycota; Tremellomycetes; Trichosporonales; Trichosporonaceae
Gene: GUK1
Product: Guanylate kinase
Exons: 3
Coding region: 91-738 (215 amino acids)
Biological process (GO): purine nucleotide metabolic process
Cellular component (GO): cytosol
Molecular function (GO): GMP kinase activity
Source: RefSeq, a predicted model, not a curated record